CUGCAGGCUCCGUGACGACGAUGCCGCCUGGAGGAGCCUGGUGCUCGCGUCUCCAUGGAAGCACUCAGUUAGUUUGCGACAUGUAUUCGCCAUUUUGCAGCUUCGGUGUGUGUCUUCUGUGUGUGUGAAGUAACGGAGUGGGAGGGGGGCUCUUCUCGAGGUGAAUACCUCUGUAGCUUCCAAACAUUCAACACUCCAGACGUCAGCUAAAACAGCCAGGGAAACGUCUGCACUUAGAGAACUGUAGCGUCCGCAAUAUGUCAUGGAAAUUUGGACGACGAAAUAUCACAUAGGGUCGCCCAGCGUUGCCGAAGAGGACCGGGAGAAAAUGCAAGCUUGACAAACGGGACUGUGGUUUUUCCAUCAUCAACCACUCAGGAUGAAAGCACCAAGUAAAGAGGAGAAGCAUUACUGUCCUUGCAGGAUUGUGUUUGCUUCCUUGGAUUCUAAAAUUUGACCAAAUCCACCAAAAGAGUACCAAUAAUGAUACCUGGAUUGAUCACCCAGGAGUUACAGGAGCAGCUUCUGGAUGUGAAGAAUUACCAGAAUCGCACAAAUGGGGUGGAGGAGCUCAAACACAUCCUCUCAGAAGUGGACAUUAAGUCAGUCCCUUCCGCUGGCAUUGAGGCGUUUAUAAAUUUUCUCCCGCGACUUCUCGACGAUAGUAAUUUUAAGGUGUUUCAUGGCACCUUGCAAGUUUUAAACUUGUUAAUUCGGAAGCUAGAUACAGCUGUAGACAAAUAUUUCAAACAUAUAGUCUUAGUCGCCCUAAAGGCUUUAGGGGAUACUCGCACUGUCACCAGGAAUGAAUACCUGAAUGUGUUUCGACAGCUGAUGAAAACUAUUCCACCCCAGCAAGUAUUGGAUCUUGUAAUUGGUCACUUGAAACACAAGAAUUCCAGGGUUCGGGAAGAUGUCCUUAACGUCAUUAUGGCAGCUAUGCUCACUCAUCCUAGGAAAGAUUUCAGCAUCCCCAAGCUUUGCUUUGAGGUUGCACCAUACCUGGCAGACAGCAAAAGGAGGGUCCGACAUGCCGCCCUCGAGCUGUUUGCUCUUUUUGACCACUGCCUUGAUGCACGGAGAAAGCCGUCUCUUAUGGAAGCUGUUGAUAUGGUUGAGCUGAAUGAGGAUGCAGAAGGUCUAAUGGCAGCUGUACAGGCAAGACGAGCAAGGCACAUACUUCCAAAACUCUCCUCGGAAGGUAUAGUGGAGUAUGGCUUGGUGGUGCCCAAAUCGGGCCAGCGGUGCUCACCACAGUAUGGUUCUGGAGCUGAUCUAGACUGGGUGUUGAAUGGAGGGCGGAUAAGUAGUGCCAGGAGCCACAGAACAGAACCAGACUGUGACAGAUUAUAUGGCUAUGGCAGCUUAGGCUCCCUCACCGAUGACCUUCCACUUCAAAGGAGGAUUGUCAGUGCGGGCAAAGGAAAGAACAAACUACCCUGGGAGAUGUCGAGCUUCUCGUCCACUGAGAAUGACCAACAGCAGUGCAGUACACCCAAUGGAAAGUGCACUGAACAGGGGGCAAAUGGGGACAGCCUUUCUUUGUCCAGGAAGCCAGAAACCUACAUACCCAGUUUUAGUUCAACGGAGCCCCGAAAGCCCCAGGGCUCCCGAAGGAGGGAGUCUCCUGCACAUCUCAGGAGAAGUGGAAGCCUCAACCUAGAACCUGAUAUCUUUAAAACCACAAACUUCUCUGACCCAGAUGUUGUGGCACCCAAAGGACGUCUGCUCUCGAGGAACCCCAGCGUUGAGCGAACAUUUUCCCUCCCCUCAAACCCUACUACAUCCAGCUCCUUUCUUCUGCCCUCUUACCCACUGGCUACGCUCCCAGGGGGCAUGCUUACCCCAACCCCAUCCCGCCGUCAUGCAGACUCCUCCCUCUCUAUGUCCAACACCUGGCCCAACAAGAAGGACAACAGCCCCCAACAGCGAGAAACCAGCCCUUGGAGAGAGACAGCGAAAGGUGACUUCUCUAGCAGAUGCUCUCCCAGACCUCUUUGUGCCUCCCUCAUGAAUUCUUCCACUUCAUCGUUCAGACGGGCACUGAGCAGUCCCAGAGGCACCUUCUCCGUCUCACCAGUAAUCCCUCCAACAGAGCACAUCCAUUCCAUUAAUGGCCAGAGAUCCAAUGCCCCAGGAAGCCCUCUGAAUCAGCAGUUAGAAAAGACCCUUAAUGUGGACCCUGGUGGCGUCAGUGGGGUGGAUGAUCUUCAAGAAGAUGAUCCUCUGGACAUGCAGGAGAUGCUCAACUCCCUGCGCUCACUACGCAACAGCGCUGCCAAGAAGCGGGCCAAAGCAAGCCUUAGUAGUCCGGAUCCAGACAGUCCUGACUCAGCUGUGAAGGUGGACUUGGGUCUAGACUCGCUGUCAAACACUUCUCCAGUGCUUACCAGCUCGACUAGUGAAAGUGGACUUUCUAGUCUGAGCUCAGUUGCAAACUCCAGCUUUAAUGGCAUGAAAAGCCCUGGAAACUCUGCCUCUGCAGGAAUGAAACCUCGCAUUGCAAGAGUGCCUUCUGCAAAACUGAGGUCUUCUAUGUCCUCGGACUUCAGCAGCCUUCAAGUGUUGUCCCAGGGAGAUGAAUUCUCAUCUGAGGUGGGUGUGGUUGGGCAGAGAGUUACGUACUCCAAUGGCAUAAUCAAAACUGACGAAGAGAAAAUGGUACCAUCCCCUCCAUUGGUCAGACCAGCUUUUCGCGAAUCUUUAAAAGCUCAGAAGCAUCCCAAAGGAUCCCAGAGUCACAGCAGCAGUAGGAAAUCACCAGGCACAGACACGUCUGAAGGAGUAGUUGGCAGAGGCAUGCUUGGCACUGCAGUGUCCUCCAGCCGUCCAGGAGUUCUCUUGCCACUUGAGCAGGGUGAUUUAUCGUUCAAACCCCCCACCGAUCCCUCAGCGGGCAUCCACAGCAACGCUGUGUCUGGCAGUUACCAAGACGGUGAUAUCAUCCCACGUCCAGAAGAGGUUAAGGAGAGGAUAAAGAAUGCAAGGUUUGGCCGGGAUAAGAACAGGCUGGAUCAACUAGAUGGCCCGAUAAGUCAAGGGCAGUAUUCAGCAGAUGAGAUUCGCCACCGUGUCAGGAAGAUGCUGUCUGAUUCACCAACAGAGGAAAAUGGAGCAUUAGUCAUUAAAGAUCUGCAUAUGAAUGGCAGCACAGUGACAUCUAAAGCAGACCCUGUCUCUGAUGAGUCUCUUGUCACCAGUCCUGACACUCCCCAAGGACCCCAAAGCCCAGUUAAGUGCUUCACUCCACCCCACCAGCCCAGCCCCCCUACAGUUCCACCCAACCCUAAAAAUGUGUCCCGUCUUAGGAGGGCACCUAGCCUGAGCAGAACCCGUCCUUCACUGUCCCACAGUUCAGAUGAGCUGUCCCCUGGCAGUUUGGGGCACAGGAAAAAUCUCUCAGAUCCUGCAGAGCCGUGUCCAUUUUCCAAACCCGAGCUGGCGCUGGUGCAAAGCUUCAAUCUGCUGAACUCUGAAGACUGGGAGAAGAAGAUUGAAGGACUGACAUUCCUGCGCUCUCUUGCACACUAUCACUCAGAUACACUUCAGGCCCGGCUUCAUGAUGUUUGCCUAUCUCUCAUUCAAGAGGUGAAGAACCUGCGGUCGAGUGUGUCCAGGGUUGCCGUGUGUACCCUGGGUGACUUGUACACACACCUUCAGCGAUCGAUGGACCAGGAGCUAGAGGGGACAGUUAAAGCUUUACUGCAGAAGGCUGGGGAGAGUAAUGCCUUCAUUAGGCAGGAUGUAGAUGCAGCACUGGAUUGCAUGGUGCAGCACUGCACCCCUACUAGAAGCAUCAAUGCUUUACUUACUGGAGGACUCAGUCACCUUAAUGCAGUGGUGAGGAAAUGCAUGGCUCAACAUCUGGCUAAUUUGGUUGAGAAGGUUGGUGCUGCACGUCUCCUUUCUGGGGCUAAAGAUCUCACUGACAGAAUUUUACCUGCCGUGGCCAAACUCGCACAAGACUCCUCACAAGAAGCCAGGUACUUUGGACGUCGAAUGCUGCUGUCCCUGUCUUCCCACCCAGAAUUUGAAAAGAUCCUGGAGAAAUACAUCCCUACCAAAGACCUGCAGACUGUCAGAGACACAGUCUUCACUCUAAAGACAAAGGGUCUUGGUGAGAUGCCUCAAGAUACUCAGUCAGCCCGAGGCAGACGUUCCCUCCCGGGCAGCGGUACAGUCAGAGCCUCAUCGCUCAACAGAGAGCCACUCAACCAGACCAACAGGGAGUCUCACAGCCAUUACAGCUGUAGAUCUCAGACACAGAGUUUUGCAGACAAGACUGAGUACAUCAAGCAGAUCUCGGAUCUGCUGGCUUCAAAGGACUUCAGAGAGAGGAUCAAAGGCAUCGACAGGCUAGUGGCUGACUGCCAAAACAACCCAAACAUGGUUAUCAACAGUAUAUUCCCGGUGUUUGAUGCCUUCAGAGCCAGGCUGCAGGAGUCCAACAGCAAGGUCAACUUGUAUGCCCUGGAGUCUUUACAGAAAAUCGUCCACUUGUUAAAGGACAACCUGUCCCAAGUGGUCAACAUCCUGGUCCCAGCAAUCGUGGACAAUCACCUCAACUCAAAGAACAAUGCCAUUUGCUCUGCUGCUAUUGGAGCUAUUAAUGCACUCAUCUUAAAUAUAGACAACAUACUUCUCCUUCAGCCUUUUUGCGCCAAGGCUCAGUUUUUAAGUGGGAAGGCAAAGGUGAACCUUAUCGAAAAGGUGGCAGACCUUGUGACAGAGCUCUACCCUCGUAAGCCCCAGAUGGUAGAACAGAAAGUGCUGCCCUUGCUCUGGCACCUCUUGGGCACCUCUACCCACAGCGGCACCAUUCAUGGCCGGGGUGGCAGCGUAAGGGGUGCUACCGCCAACCUGUGCCAAGCCCUUUAUGCGCAGAUGGGGCCAAGCCUGAGCGAGUGUGCCGCCUCCCAGCCUGCCAAUGUCCAUAAAAGUCUAAAUGAUAUCCUGAGGACCUUAUCGUAAGGUAAAGCAGACUUCAAACAGAACCAAAUGUCGAAAGAGGGACAGCAUUAAAACUGAUCUUACUUGAA
Oreochromis aureus is the source of this 5039-nucleotide messenger RNA. Its product is annotated as TOG array regulator of axonemal microtubules protein 1. NCBI's taxonomy places the organism in Eukaryota, Metazoa, Chordata, Actinopteri, Cichliformes, Cichlidae. Bases 484 to 4971 code for a protein of 1495 amino acids. The record is from RefSeq and is a predicted model, not a curated record. Gene Ontology annotation, cellular component: cytoplasmic microtubule; cilium. Gene Ontology annotation, molecular function: microtubule binding. Gene Ontology annotation, biological process: microtubule cytoskeleton organization. The transcript is spliced from 23 exons.